AUGUCAGCAGGGGACUUGUACCGUUACUUACCUCUCGACCCGAACGAGAGCAACCGGUCGACUAAGCCCUGUCAGUGUCUGAGCACCCUAUGGCGCCGAGACUGGGUCUACCCCCUGGUGUUUCCCUUGAUCCCAUGCCAUGUACCCCGGCCAGCACAUUUGCUGUCCACAACCCAACAGCUUCAACUUGUAUCCAAAUCCAUGUCGCCGUUCAUCCUCCUCUUCUCCUCCUUCUCCUCCACCACCGUGUACACCCCCAUGCACGUUAAGCUCGUUGGUUCCCCAGCAAGUUGCCAGGGUUCGGUCGAUAAGAAGGCUAUGCCGCCCAUAAGAGGACUACAGUACGCUAGGGCAAUUCAGAAAAAGAAUCAAAUAGACCUGGUCCUCCCGACCUUGCCUAAUAGUCUCUGUCGUGUAAUGACCCGCGGUUACAUUGGAACCAUAGCAGCUUUGCAAGAGAAUCCUAACCACUCCUUUCGAUCACACUUGCUCAUCUAA
Molecule: messenger RNA, 498 nt
Organism: Colletotrichum paranaense
Lineage: Eukaryota; Fungi; Ascomycota; Sordariomycetes; Glomerellales; Glomerellaceae
Exons: 1
Coding region: 1-498 (165 amino acids)
Source: RefSeq, a predicted model, not a curated record